This is a messenger RNA of Oreochromis aureus, 2411 nucleotides long. RefSeq names its product putative ferric-chelate reductase 1. Gene Ontology annotation, molecular function: oxidoreductase activity, acting on metal ions. The transcript is spliced from 15 exons. Lineage: Eukaryota; Metazoa; Chordata; Actinopteri; Cichliformes; Cichlidae. Bases 71 to 1927 code for a protein of 618 amino acids. The record is from RefSeq and is a predicted model, not a curated record.
UAUCUGCUUCUUCAGCUCGACAAACUGUCAAAAAAAGACAACGGUCUGAAAAAGAAGUAUCUAGCGUCAAAUGAUCAUCAGUUACCAGCACUACCAGUUUCACCUGCGGUGCUUCACCCUGCUCAUCAGUAGUACUGUAAUACUGGAAGUCUUUUUCACUGACAGCAACGAGUCGCCCGAACAUCAUUUCAUUGCAAUGGAUCUUCUUGUGUUGCUGCUGCUGUGCACUGCUCCACUGAUCCCGGGCCACCGUUUAGAACUGGUUAUAGACAGCUGUGAAGACAUGCAACUCCACCACUCUGGGCUGAGCCCACAGCAUGCACCAUCACCCUUCACUGUCACUGCAGAGCAAAGGCGCUACACACUUGGAGAGGAUGUCAAAGUUGAGCUACAGGGUCCGGCGUCCACACCAUUCACUGGUUUCCUGUUGGAGGCUAUAGAAGUGGGAAGCGAGACUCCUGUGGGUUCCUUUGCCAUACCAGCAGGGGCUGCUAAACUCCUCACCUGCAGCCAAAGACCUAACUCAGCUGUGUCCCACACAUCAGGCUUUAAUAGCAGCUACAUUCAGGUGGCAUGGAGAUCAGAACCAUCAGGAGACAUCAAAGCUGUUCAGUUCCGUGCAUCCUUUGUGCUGAAUUCCACAACAUUUUGGGUUAAUGUGACGAGCCCUGUCCUGACCUUCACUAAUGCCAGGGUUGCCAGAUCUGCAGGUUCCCUCACUGGGAAUGGCAGUACAGACCCUGCACCACUUGUUAAAUCAGCCAGAUCCAUCUCUAGUGCUGACUGUGGUGUCACCAAGGUGUGCUUCACUCAGCCUUCAAACUGUGACCCAGCAGUCAGUUCUAGCUGUUAUUUAAUGUCAGCCAUGAUGUUACCUGGUGGUACAGCCGUCCGCUAUGAGAUGACUGGUCCUAGUCAAGGAUACAUCGCGUUUGGAUUCUCUGCUGAUCAAAUGAUGGGAAACGAUGACAUUUAUGUUUGUGUCACAGACAGUAGUGGACAAGCUGUUGUGCAACACAUGUAUUCAACGGGACACACAACUCCACAAGCUGUUGCUUUGGGGAACGUUUAUAAUGUAACAAUGUCGGUGCAGAACGGUGUCAUCAGCUGUUCCUUCACUACUACGAACAUCAUUUCUAUUCAGGGGACUUCAGGUUUCAACCAAUCCUACUACCUGUUGUUUGUCUAUGGGCCCAGCAGCAAUGGACAAAUCCGCAUCCAUACAAAUGACUUCAUCAGCAACAGCAAGAUUGCCAUGUCUACUCCUUUGGCUGUCAGUCAAGACACGAUUCCUGAUAUCGUCAAAGCUCAUGGGUCACUGAUGCUGAUUGCCUGGAUGACCACAGGAACACUGGGAAUGAUGGUUGCCCGAUAUCUGAAAAAAAUGGCCAAGGGAACGAGAAUGUGCAACAAAGAUCUCUGGUUUGUGGUCCAUGUUGGAGUAAUGUGUCUGACAGUAGCUGCCACAAUCAUUGCUUUCAUCCUCAUUUUCUCGUAUGCUCAGGACUGGUCUGGGGGAGCACAUCCAGUGUUGGGCUGCCUGGUUAUGAUCCUCUCAUUCAUCCAGCCUAUUGGGGCUUUGCUGCGCUGUGGACCACAACAUCACCUGCGGUAUCUGUUCAACUGGACACAUUUUCUGAAUGCAGUGGUAAUAAAAGCUUUAGCUGUGGCAGCCAUAUUUACAGGGCUGGACAGGAUUGACAGCAGUGAUGGAUGGCUGAUGAAAGUCAUGGGUGGCUUCUUUGCUUGGGAAGUUCUCUUCAUCAUCAUUUUGGAGGUCCACGAUUGGAUAGUUAAGCAUACAGAUAGCACCACUGUAGAAAUGGAAUCAGCAUUGGUCAAAGGUGAUGGUCUGCUGAUCGGUCUGUUUUUUAUUGGAAACAUUUGCUUUUUGGUGGCACUUUUAGUCGGAAUUGGGCAGAAAUAAGAGCAACAAAAGAAUCACCUAGAGCAUUUAAUUUGUUGUAUUUGAUCAAAAGACAUUUAGUGAAAGAAUAUGCACUGAAAAUUCUGACCCAUUAAGGCAUCAGCUGGCAAAUCCUGGAAAGUUUGUUUUCUCCUUCAGUAAUGUCAUUUUUUUGUGGAUGUUUUUGUUUGAUAUUUUUCUUAUACUUUCAGUUUCAUAACUAAAAUUGAGUUCAGCUGCCUUAGUAGAAUGUAAAUCAGCAUUUAAGCAAACCUCAUUAUGUCAAAAUUGAUUGUUCAUUAUAUAGUGUAAUACUGUUUAUUUCCAUGAGCAUUGCAAUAUAAUUAAUUCAUGAUAUUUUGUAAUCCUAGUUUCUAUUACUUUUUAUACACAGCCUUACUUUUCCUUUGUCAUUGUGUUGGUUUACUGGCCGUAUGUAUUCCUGUGGUUUUUACUUUGUUUUUGGACUUUGCAAUAGUAACUAAUAAAAGGUCAACACAGAAAA